GAGCGCGGAAAUAUCGGUUCACUUGCCAUCUCUAUUUAUAAGAAAAUAACAGCACGUGUUGAAACUCUCAUGCGAAUUGUAUUUAUUACUUAUUUGUGAUUAAAAUAGCGACAAUUAUUUUUCCGCAAUGGCUAUGUUAGCGGAACCACGUCGCCGCAAGCGAUACAAUUUGUGUCCCCGUGGCAAAGCACUCUAUGAAGAUGAAAAUCGAUUUGGCACCAAGAUGCUAGAGAAGAUGGGCUGGUCCAAGGGCAAAGGACUAGGCGCCAACGAGGAUGGAAGUCAGGAAUUCGUUCGUGUGCGGUUCAAGAACGACGCCGACGGAUUGGGUUACGAGGCGAGGGACGAUCAGUGGACCAUUCACGAGGAGGGCUUCAACGGCUUACUGAAAUCCCUGAACGGUGACUCCAAUGACAACACUGCUUCCAACGGCAAAGAGUCCGAGUCUGAGGAGGAGGCUAAGCCGAUGGGUUUUGGCUUCAAGGCCCCAGAGACUGAGGCGCCAACUAAGAAGAAGCUGAAGGAGAACAUCAGCGGAAUGUCGCUGGAGGAGAAGUCCAAGCAGAGCAAGGCCCGGGUACACUACAAGAAGUUCACUCGCGGCAAGGACUUGUCGCAGUACAGCGAAAAAGAUUUGGCCAAUAUCUUUGGCAAGAAGGAUACAUCUAAUGUGGAGUGGACUCCAGUCCAAGUAGAGGUGUCGAAGGAGGAAAAGGAAGUGAAUCCCAACUUCGGAGGGGUGCAAACGUUGAGCGCGGGAGUUUCCGUAACUGAUUAUUUUAAGCAAAAAAUGGAGGCUGUGAAGAACCGACUCAAGAACGGGUUGGGCAAUACUACCACGGAAGAUACAUCCAGUGAUACAAAAGUAGGACUGCAAAAUGAGUACUCGAAAGAAGACACAAUUGAAGAAAGUGACCAGGUGGAGCCGGUUAAAAAGAAGAAGAAAAAGAAGGACAAGGAACGGAAUGCGGAAGACCUCCCUGAAGUCGUAGAGGAAGUCGUGGAACCAUCUCCCAAACAAAAGAAAAAGAAAAAAUCAAAAACCUCACCCCAGGAAGAAACAGUGGAAGAGUCCACAAGCUUAGAAGAUAAAGAAGAGACCCAAGAAGACGCUAAUCCGCCCAAGCGCAAGAAAAAGAAGAACAAAAGUGAAAGCCCCGAGGAGGUGAUAGAAUCCCAAAACGCUGCCGACGAGCCUGUUCCAAAAAAGAAGAAAAAAAGUGAAAUGAGCGAGCCAUUGGAAGAGUCCCAAAAUGUAGCCGAAGAAGAACCUGUCCCAAAAAAGAAGAAAAAGAGUAAAAAGUCGGAAUUGGCAGAUCAAGUUGAUGAAACGGAAAUAAAGAAAUCAGAACCCAUAAAUGAAGCCCCAGUGGUCAAAAGCGAGGUAGUCGAAGAGCCCUCAAAGAAGAAAAAAUCCAAAAAACGAUCGAAAGAAGAGCCUGAGGAAGCAACUGAAGUAGUAGUAACUGAAAUAGAUGAAAAGCCCUCAAAGAAAAAGAAAAAAAGCAAAGCAUCCUCGGAGUCCGUACCUGAAGAUCCCUCGUCCGAAGCUAACCCACUCGUCGGCGAGGAGGCCCCACUCAAAAAGCCAAAAGAAUCGAAAAAGAAGCAAAGAGAUGAAGUAAGUUGUGCCAGUGCGAGAUCCGACGAUAAUAGCGAUCAGUCUGUCGAGAAAAAACUUCCAGAAGACCUCUUAUCAUUGGAUGAAAUCCACGAAAGACUAAAAUCAUUCAAUAUCUGUAUCAUCUCUCAAUUUUGCGCAGACAAGUUCCAACUAUUCGACUUGAAUGCAUUUUCGAAUUCGACGCUGGCCAGUCUCGAGGGAUACGGAUUUAGUGAGAAUGUUGACUUGCAGGUGGUGCAGAAUGAUCGCGACAAGGAGCGCAUUUUAAAACUUUGGAAAAACGAUUCCGUUGAUACCCUAAAAACAGAAAAGAAACAUAGAAGAUAUCCAGGACAAGUCAAGCGCGCCACCAUCCGAGCUGUGAAGAAAAGAUCUGCGUUUCAGGGUAUAUAGUUUUAGCAAACGAAAUAUAAUUCAACGUGAUUCUUAUAAUGAUUGUUUUGUACAUAAACAACUUAGUAUAGGUAGUUUGUAAGCUUCUUGGUUUACAUUUUAAUGUGUAACAAAUUAAUUAAACUGAACAAAACUCUUUAAA
Drosophila ananassae is the source of this 2159-nucleotide messenger RNA. Its product is annotated as PIN2/TERF1-interacting telomerase inhibitor 1. The transcript is spliced from 2 exons. Bases 128 to 2017 code for a protein of 629 amino acids. Gene Ontology annotation, molecular function: nucleic acid binding; telomerase inhibitor activity. Gene Ontology annotation, cellular component: nucleolus. The record is from RefSeq and is a predicted model, not a curated record. Gene Ontology annotation, biological process: regulation of ribosome biogenesis. Lineage: Eukaryota; Metazoa; Arthropoda; Insecta; Diptera; Drosophilidae.